Molecule: messenger RNA, 2549 nt
Organism: Antechinus flavipes (yellow-footed antechinus)
Lineage: Eukaryota; Metazoa; Chordata; Mammalia; Dasyuromorphia; Dasyuridae
Gene: G3BP1
Product: G3BP stress granule assembly factor 1
Exons: 12
Coding region: 156-1574 (472 amino acids)
Cellular component (GO): cytosol; ribonucleoprotein complex
Molecular function (GO): mRNA binding
Source: RefSeq, a predicted model, not a curated record
GCAACAGGGUAGGCUGAGCCCUGGUAUAUGUACCGGCGGCUGAGCACGCGUGUGUGCGGACGCCGUUGCGUGAGAGAGUUUUGCUACCCGGCCUGUUUCGGAGUGAAGACUCUUCCUCUCCCGUUCAGCCUUGCAGGUUGCAGUUGACCAAAGAGAUGGUUAUGGAGAAGCCAAGUCCCCUGCUGGUCGGGCGGGAAUUUGUGAGACAGUAUUAUACUCUGCUGAACCAGGCACCAGACAUGCUGCAUAGGUUUUAUGGAAAGAACUCAUCUUAUGUCCAUGGAGGUUUAGAUUCCAAUGGGAAACCAGCUGAUGCUGUCUAUGGACAAAAAGAAAUCCAUCGAAAGGUGAUGUCCCAAAACUUUACAAAUUGUCACACCAAGAUUCGUCACGUGGAUGCUCAUGCUACUCUCAAUGAUGGUGUUGUGGUCCAGGUGAUGGGAUUGCUGUCUAAUAAUAAUCAAGCAUUUCGGAGAUUCAUGCAGACAUUUGUACUUGCACCAGAGGGUUCUGUUGCAAACAAAUUCUACGUUCAUAAUGACAUCUUCCGGUACCAAGAUGAGGUUUUUGGUGGUUUUGUCACUGAACCCCAAGAAGAAUCUGAGGAAGAAGUAGAAGAACCAGAAGAAAGACAGCAGACUCCUGAAGUAGUUGCUGAUGACUCUGGAACUUUUUAUGACCAGACUGUCAGCAAUGAUCUGGAGGAGCACCUAGAGGAGCCUGUUGUGGAGCCAGAACCAGAGCCGGAACCAGAACCUGAGCAAGAAGCUGAACCUGAAAUUCAUGAAGAAAAGUCUGAACCAGUUUUGGAAGAGCCUGUAUCUGAGGAGACACAAAAGAGCUCAUCUCCUGUGCCUGUAGAUUCUGCUCCAGCAGCACAGGAGGACUUAAGAACGUUUUCCUGGGCAUCUGUGACCAGUAAGAACCUUCCACCUAGUGGAGCUGUUCCCGUGUCUGGGAUACCACCUCAUGUUGUUAAAGUACCAGCUUCACAGGCUCGUCCAGAAUCAAAACCGGAAUCUCAGACACCACCACAGAGGCCCCAGAGAGACCAGAGAGUGAGAGAACAACGAACUAAUAUCCCACCUCAGAGGGGACCCAGACCAAUCCGUGAAGGUGGUGAACAGGGUGAUAUGGAUACGAGGAGAAUUGUGAGAUAUCCAGACAGUCACCAGCUUUUUGUUGGAAAUCUUCCACACGAUGUGGACAAAGCAGAACUAAAAGAUUUCUUCCAAAGUUUCUGUGUUUCGUUCAAAGGUUAUGGGAAUGUUGUGGAACUUCGAAUUAAUAGUGGUGGAAAGUUACCCAAUUUUGGUUUUGUGGUGUUUGAUGACCCAGAGCCAGUUCAGAAGAUCCUUGGCAGCAGACCCAUCAUGUUCAGAGGUGAGGUGCGUUUAAAUGUGGAGGAAAAGAAGACGCGAGCUGCCAGAGAAGGUGAUCGUCGAGAUAACAGACCACGUGGACCAGGAGGCCCACGUAGUGGGCUAGGUGGUGGAAUAAGAGGGCCUCCUCGUGGAGGAAUGUCCCAGAAACCAGGAUUUGGAGCUGGAAGGGGGAUUGGUCAACGUCAAUGAAUUUGGCACAGAUCUUCACAUGAUGGCACAAAUCUUUGCUCCUGCAGCGUUGUGAAUUUCAGCCUUGGGUAUCUUGGAAUGUGACCCUAGCCUGUUAUAUAGACUGCCUACGUUUGAUACAAUUUCAGGCCCUUUUUUGUUUGUUAAUGGUUUUUUUUUCUUUUUCUUUUUGGGUGUGUGUGUUUGUGUGUGUGUGUGUGUUUGUUUGUGUUUGUGUGUGUGUAUGUGUGUGCUGUUUUCAUUCCCCAGUGCCCCUCUAAGUCCUUGUCCCCAAUUCCAGUUUUGUGGAACAAUAUUUUAGGAAAAGUCAAUUUUAAAAGAAGAAAAAAAAAACUGAAAUUCCUUGCUCACCUCAAAUAUACGGACUAGAUUUUUUUCUUCUUUUUCCAACAGUGGUUUUAUCCGAAAGGACUAUAUUUUUUGCUUAUAACUGAUAUUGGAAUAAUUUUCUUUUUCCUUUUCCACGUGUUCCAAGAAUCUGUCAUAAACCCAGGAUUUGGCAAACAUUUUGAGGGCAGGAAAAAACCCCAGUUGUUCAUUGGAGGGCCAUGACUACUCUCUGGUUUGGAGUUGUUGCCACAGGAAAAAUUGACAGUCAUACUUUUCUCUGUGGCAUGGUUAAAAAAACGGAAUAAAGGGUAUUCAUAGAACUUUUUUUUUUUUCUUUUGAUACGUGAUCACACAAAAAUGAAUUCUAAACUACUGUUUUUACCACUUGGAAUUUUGGAUUGUGGGAUAAGUUUUAAAUGUGUAGAAUUCAACUCUUCAACAAAACGCUUUUCCUGAAUUUGUGGAAAAAAUUUUUUAUUGAAGUAGGGAGUUUUUUUUUUUCAUGUUUUAGUUUGUAUUUGUAAAAAAACAAAACAAAACAAAAAAACAGCAAAAUUGUUGUGCCUUCUAUUUAUCUCUCAUUCCAGUCUUGGCAAAUUGUUUUAAAAUAAAUAAAAAAUAAAAACAUCUAGAUUUGCUUUAUCA